Messenger RNA from Symbiodinium sp. CCMP2456, 336 nucleotides. NCBI's taxonomy places the organism in Eukaryota, Dinophyceae, Suessiales, Symbiodiniaceae. The record is from the annotation of a GenBank genome assembly.
AUGGACUACACGGCGGGCUUUUCAAUAUGGCUGCAGGAUGCCAUCGGCCAGAUGAUUGGCUACCUGCUUGCCACCCUGUUCUUUGCAUCUGUCUUGGUUAUGACGGUGGCCACGGUCAUCAUUCUGGCUCUAAGUUCUUUGUUUUCGCUGCUGAUCCACGAUUAUGUCAGCAACUCGACCGAGCUGGCAUCUCUGGCGUGCGUGGGAUCGAUGCUGCUGAUCCCGGUACUGGCCCGCGGCAAUCGCGAUGCCUCGCUUGUGGACAUUGCGGCCCUGUUGUCCGGAUCCUUGGCUCGAAGCUGGCAAAGUCGUGGAGUGUUGCUUGCGGUUUGUUAG